UGAUGAUCCUAGAAAGAGAAUAUAUUUUCACAAGUGAUGUGAGGGCUUAAUAAUAAGUACAAAUAACAUAGAGAGCUCAGAAGUGGCCAUGUCAGGAUUCGCCGCAUGCUUGACUGUCUCAAUACGCCAAUAUAAAUCUCCAUUGCCUUUGCCUAUAACUCUUACAAGCUCUUCUUAAAUGCCAAUCUUGUCUAUUUAUUGUGUAAGCUUUAACUUUAGGACACUAUCACCACAUCCACACGGUUAAACCAUUCUUUAUUAUUUGUUUAUUUCUUUAGGAGAGGAGCAAGUAUGAAGUAUUGUCUUUGAAAUUGGAUGAAUUAGCCCUUUAGUACAUAAACUUAAAGAAACUUUCAAACAAAAGAAAGAAUAACUUGCAUCGCUAAAGUUUCUUUCUCCAAGUCCUUUUUUGCCACUUUGCCCUUUGAAAGCUCUUUCCUUGUGGUUUCAACCCCAGAUAAAUUUGAGGCCAAUUGUAACAAGAGAUCUCAUUAAUUUCAAAAUUGUAUACACAUAACAAAGUAUACACAUAUUAAUAUAUGGUGAAGGUAACAAUAGUAGGAAGAGUGAAAGAGGGGUUACCUCUUGCACAAGGACCAAGGUAUGUAAAUAAGGAAGAGAAUAAGAGCUUCUUAUUUUACAAGCAACAAGGAGAAUUAAUACUCAAAGAAAUAUCUAGAGGAUCUUUGCCACAUUCCAAGAUGACCAUCCGAAUUGAUCAUCAAUAUUGCUUCAACUACUUGGUUGAGAAUGAAAUUGCUAUCAUUACCUUGUCCGAUUCCUCAUAUCCAAGAAAGUUAGCUUUUCACUAUCUUCAAGAUUUGCAAAAAGAGUUUCAGAAGUUCGAUUCUAAUCUCAUUGAGAAAAUUACAAGGCCUUAUAGCUUUAUUGGAUUUGAUAGUGUCAUUGUGAAUAUUAGAAAGCAAUACAUUGAUACAAGAACACAAGCCAACCUAUCCAAGCUUAAUGCUAAUAGAAAACAAGAGUUAGAUAUUGUUACAGAAAAUUUGACAGAAAUCUUAGAAAGAAGGAGAAAUUCAGAGUUACAUGAAAUAAAAUCAUCACCACUAUCAACUCCUAGAGCUGUCUCCUCAAUAUGGGGCUCAUCACAACUUGAGGUGAUUGCACUGAAAUGGACUCCUAUUACGAUCGUACUUGUUGUUUUGGUUGUCGUUUCCUGGGCUGGAUUGAUCAUAACAGACAGCAUUUUAAUUUCCAGUUCUUACUAGCAUAUGUUUUUUUUUUCUAGGAAAAUAUAUCAAAAUACAAAUUCUGUAUUUUAUAUUGUUAAUAAUACUUAUUUGCUGCCUUAAUUUAUAAAAUUUCUGUAUUUAAAUUAUCUUUUUAUAAACUAGGCCAUAGCCGCACGAAUUUGGUUGUUUUUUUACUAUAAUAAUAAAAAAAUUAAUUAUUUAUUAACAGGGUUUUUUUUUUAUUUAUUUUAACACUUUAAAACAAUUUUUUUUUUUUUUUGCAUUUUUACGAAAUUCUAUAUAGAGACUCCUAUUGCAACUAGCACUGCAACCUAAAUCGCAACAAAAAAUCAUAUAGCAACCCACAUAAAAACUACC
Cannabis sativa is the source of this 1571-nucleotide messenger RNA. Its product is annotated as 25.3 kDa vesicle transport protein SEC22-1. The record is from RefSeq and is a predicted model, not a curated record. Gene Ontology annotation, molecular function: SNAP receptor activity. The coding region runs from base 540 to 1229 and encodes 229 amino acids. The transcript is spliced from 5 exons. Gene Ontology annotation, cellular component: ER to Golgi transport vesicle membrane; SNARE complex; endoplasmic reticulum-Golgi intermediate compartment. Gene Ontology annotation, biological process: vesicle fusion with Golgi apparatus; retrograde vesicle-mediated transport, Golgi to endoplasmic reticulum; endoplasmic reticulum to Golgi vesicle-mediated transport. NCBI's taxonomy places the organism in Eukaryota, Viridiplantae, Streptophyta, Magnoliopsida, Rosales, Cannabaceae.